CAGCACAUAAAAGAAGGGUGAUUUGGGUACUCGUGGCUCAGAUUCUCACCUCAGAAGACAUGCAGCACAGAGCAGAAAAGAAGAAGACCCAAGACGGAAGGACGAUCGUUGAGCCAAAGGAAGAACACGGUGCUCCUGUCUCUGAGAACUGCCGAGACUGAGUCAGAUUAUCUAUUUUUUGUGUUUUUUUUUUUCACAAUUCGGGGCCAACGAUCUGCAAAUCCUGUCAAGAAGAACUGCUGUGGUUUUGACCUGGUUGAUGAGAAGAUCCUAGAUGUCCAGAAGAUGCGAGUUGCACCCAUGAGAUGUCAGCUCUGCAGUUAGACCAACCUCUCAAGCCAAGGAGACGCACCUCAGGCACGGACAUCAAGGCAGAGACUCAAGGCGUGAGUCUUUGUGAAUGGGGCAUCAACGGGACAUCGGGGUUGACAUCAAGAGAAGGCACGUUGUUCGGCUAAACAACUCCUUAUCCAGCAAUCAAAGUCACUUUGGGAUUUCAUCUGGGGUUCGGGCUGAAAUCAACAGGAUAUUUGAUCCGCUAGUCUCCUGCCAACCUCCAGCGUCUCUCCUCGCCUUAUUCCAUCCAGUCACCCACCGAUAAGUGGGCAAUCAUGAACUGGUCUGGUCUGGAGGCGCUCCUCAGCGGAGUUAACAAAUACUCCACGGCGUUCGGCCGGGUCUGGCUCUCCAUGGUGUUUGUCUUCCGGGUCAUGGUGUUCGUGGUGGCGGCUCAGCGGGUGUGGGGGGACGAUAGCAAAGACUUUGACUGCAACACGCGCCAGCCAGGCUGCAGCAACGUCUGUUACGACCACAUCUUCCCCAUCUCCCACAUCCGCCUGUGGGCCCUGCAGCUCAUCUUCGUCACCUGCCCGUCGCUCAUGGUCGUCGGUCAUGUCAAGUUCAGGGAGAGUAAGGACAUGAAGUACACCACCUCUCACAACGGGAAACACCUGUAUGCUCACCCCGGAAAGAAGCGUGGGGGGCUGUGGUGGACCUACCUGUGCAGUCUCAUCUUCAAGGCAGGAUUUGAUGCCGGCUUCCUCUAUGUCCUGUAUUACAUCUACGAGGGGUAUGACCUGCCCCGUGUGUACAAGUGCGACAUGGAGCCUUGCCCCAACCAGGUGGACUGCUACAUCUCCAGGCCCACGGAGAAAAAGAUCUUCACGCUCUUCAUGGUGGUUUCCUCCGCUGUCUGCAUCCUCAUGUGUAUCUGCGAGAUGGUCUACCUGAUCUUCAAACGUAUUAAAAAGUUAAUGCUAAAGAAGAGGGAGGCGGACAGGAAAAUGUUCGUUGAGAGUCACGAGAUGGCGCCCCUCGCCCAGCCAAGGUCGAUGUACAGAUCCAAAAGUUCCAUGAGAGUGGAUCCUACAGCAUCAGUUCAGAACCUCAGCAACGACAAAGCAGAAGAAAAGACUUCUAAGCUGUAACGAUGUCCAGUUUACCCAAGAUGUUGUUGGAAAGCUAUAAAUGGACUAUUCAGGGUGUUUUUUAUGAAACGCCAUAGAGACUUUAAGCGAUCCUUGAAUGUGGAUUUUUUUUUUAAAAUAUCAUAACAUUAACUGACAUUCAGAAGGAACGCAACAUGCACUCAUUCACUCCUUAACAAAGGUGUGAAGGGGGAAAAAACUUUUUCACUUGGAUAUAUGUGUUUGAAAAGAGUCUUAUGUGAGAAUGUGCGAAACUGUGUUCUGGUUGAGCUAUCUGGUAUAUGUGUAAAUAACCAAGACCGCAACAAAUAAAUGAAAAAAAAAUGAAGCCAUUUACAUGGUCAUACACUCUAACCACUAAUAAAAAUAAAUUAAUAAUAAUGUCCAAAAUAAUAAAUAAAUGAAUAAUGCAGAGCACUUUGUCUAAUACGCCGUAGCAUAGAUGACUCAGGGUUGGGUUAUUGUGAGGUAUACAGGCUUAUCACACUCUUUAAAGGUUUUUGUUUGUUUGUUUGUUUGUUUGUUUUUUGAUAGAGCUGGAAUGUUGUAGCUUUAUUAAAUGCUGUUAUUACUGCUUUAAUAAUAAAAAAAGAAAAUAGAUUUUAAAAAGGGGGGAGGGAGAAGAAGUGUUGAAGAUAUUUAACUUUGUUUUGUAUUUAUUGUUGAAACCAAUAAAGUUGUAAUUUCCCAACAAUA
This is a messenger RNA of Fundulus heteroclitus (mummichog), 2123 nucleotides long. RefSeq names its product connexin 30.9 (gene gjb9b). Gene Ontology annotation, cellular component: connexin complex. Bases 612 to 1427 code for a protein of 271 amino acids. Gene Ontology annotation, biological process: cell communication. The record is from RefSeq and is a predicted model, not a curated record. NCBI's taxonomy places the organism in Eukaryota, Metazoa, Chordata, Actinopteri, Cyprinodontiformes, Fundulidae. The transcript is spliced from 3 exons.